Molecule: messenger RNA, 1251 nt
Organism: Sparassis crispa
Lineage: Eukaryota; Fungi; Basidiomycota; Agaricomycetes; Polyporales; Sparassidaceae
Exons: 6
Coding region: 1-1251 (416 amino acids)
Source: RefSeq, a predicted model, not a curated record
AUGUUCAAGCCCAGCGGCGAGCGUCGUCCGCUCCUCAACCGAGUGAAUCGUCCUCCUCGCGGUCGUCUGUACGACAGCGGGACGGUUGCAGUCCUGGGAGCGGCGCGAAGCGACGCAAGUCCCUCCUCGCUAGCCUGGAACAUCGGGGAGAGCACGCUGCAGAGCGUCCUCGACGUCAUCCGUCGGCAAUGCGGGUACGUCAUACCUUGGGUCGAUUUUCUGAGGUUCAAGCCCAGCGGCGAGCGUCAUCCACUCUUCAAGAGAAAGUGUCAUUCUCCUCGCGGACCCUUGUACGAUAAGGAGACGGCUGCGGUCCGGGGAGCGGCGCGCAGCGCCGCGAGUCCCCAUCUCGCUGCCGAGGAGAGCGCGUCGGGCAGGAUGUCGAGAGGGGCACGCAGGGAUUUCGCGCGCCGAAUUCUUGAGGCCCAAGCCCAGCGGCGAGCGUCACGCGGUGCAGAAGAUAUUGCACCGACGUCCCCGCCAUUCGACGCCUUCGAGCGAAGCGGUUGCAUAGCGAAGGCGGCGGCGCGCAGCGCCGCCAGUCUUCAUCGUGCUCUCCUCGGACUCCACGGCCUGGGGUUGACAUUCUUCGAUCGCGGACCGAGGGCAGCGUCGCAAGGCCUCCGUCUCAGUGCCGUACAAGGCCGAACGCGUCUGCACCGUUCACCGCGCGUUUCCAAGGUUGAGGUCCAGCGAAGAGGGGCGCGGAGCGCUCCGCGGUUUCCCGUCCGAGUCGCCUGCGAUAUUGAGGACGACGCCCUCGUCGUGCUGGCCUCCUCCGGCUUGAAUUUCCGCGCGUCCGGUGCUGGGCGGACGUCCUCCGCGGAUCGUCGCUACUUCCCGCCGAAGGCUUGCGGUCGACGCUGGAGCCUUCUGCUGCGGGAGUGGAUGUUGGCCUCCCCCCGGCGUCUCGUCGAUGGGACGCAGAGGUCGACUGCGCCCCCCCUCCGCUGUGCAAGCCUGCACCAGGUUCGUCGUUCUGCUGUCUGUCGCGGGUUGCGCGAUACCGGCGUCGAUCGUCGCCGAGAUCCACGCGGUGAAAGCGUACAACGCCGCCGAGCGCGUUUGAAGUCGGUGCGACGCGCACCUCGCGGGGCACGGCACGCGUCUGUGUGCUUGUCACACGAGCACUCUCGCGGUCGACGCCAGAGUGCCCGCGCGGUGUCGUUGGACGGCGAUGCGGCCGUGUCGUCGCCUGGGAGUGUGUUGCAGAGGACGAAACGUGGCGCGUGUGUGGCGGAGGCCCUGUAG